Messenger RNA from Pectinophora gossypiella (pink bollworm), 2810 nucleotides. Its product is annotated as ankyrin-3. Gene Ontology annotation, biological process: intracellular signal transduction. Gene Ontology annotation, molecular function: protein binding. The record is from RefSeq and is a predicted model, not a curated record. NCBI's taxonomy places the organism in Eukaryota, Metazoa, Arthropoda, Insecta, Lepidoptera, Gelechiidae. The transcript is spliced from 9 exons. Bases 221 to 2095 code for a protein of 624 amino acids.
GAUUUGGAUUUUGGAUUUGAUCAAUGAAUUGAAUUAUGAAUUAAAUUGAAAAAUGUAGUGAAUAAAAAUCUAAAAUAAAUGUAUAAUAAACUUAGAGUCACUCGAAAUAACAAGACACAAGACGUCGUUUUGUUGUUUUUAUUUCAUUUUCGUAUAAGUAAUAAAUCGGAAUUCAAUUAGGUUUUGUGCAGUAUUUAGCGCGUAAGUAGGUGUAAUCAUUAUGGAGAAAACUCUUGAAGAUAACUUGUAUCGAGCUAUAUUAGUACAGGGCCAAGAUGCGGUAUCGCAAUUGCUUUCACAAGGUGCUAAUCCAAACAAGACAACUAGUCAUGGAAAAACAUGUUUAGGUGAAGCAGCUAAUAUGGGUAACAUUGGCAUAGUGAAACUAUUGGUAGAUGCAAGUAAAUCCAGUAACAAUCACAAAAUAGCACCUCACUCCCCACAGAGAAAACGCCAUGUAAAAUCACACAAGCGAAAAAUCGUGCACGAAGAAGCAAAUGAUGAGACUGUAGUUAAGUGUAAGACUCUUAGUGAUAGGAAUUUUAUGGACUAUCAUGUUGGGAGAGAGAAUUUUGGGCCUACAACAGCAAACAGUAAAGAUAAAAAUCAAGGGUACUUUGUGUUCAUACAUAGUGAGGGUUCCAGUAGUGAUGAGGGCCGGGUUCCAGGGUUGAAGUCUCCUUUAAGUCCACCAUCUCUCACUCCCUCUCCACAAGCAGAUUUAGAAUGGGAUGAAGAAAUUGGUAAUGUUGCACCAACCACCAGUGAGGAUGAGACCUGGUCUUCUAUGUACAAAUGGUACGCAGCUAUUCUUGAGAAUACAGGGGCUGCCAUAGCGGCAGCUUCAAUAGUAACAAAUGGAAUUGAUCAACAAGAUGCUUUCAUGAGGACUGCAUUACAUUAUGCUGCAGAGCAGGGUCACACAGGGGUUGUCAAGCUGUUGUUGGAUUCUGGGUGUAAAGUGGAUAUCACAGCUGGCGAUGGUCUGACACCCUUACACGUAGCAGUUAUAAGAAAUUGUACGGAAAUAGUCAAAAUGUUAAUACUAGCUGGUAGUCAUGUAAAUUAUAAGACACAUGAGAAAAUGACACCAUUACAUUUUGCUGCAUCAAGGGGAUUUAUAGACUUGGUGAAAAUUCUAGUCAGUAAUGGGGCUAAUUUAGAAGCGAGGGACACAAAUGAACGUACGGCAUUAUACUUAGCCGCGGGUAGGGGACACGUGGAUGUGGUCCAAUAUUUGAUCUCAGCAGGAGCCAAUGUUAAUGGUGAAGAAAUACAUGGUUACACACCAUUGUGCGAAGCAGUAUGGCAACGGUACGCCGAGGUUGUAGAAGUGUUAUUAACCUCUGGCGCACGAAUUACAUAUUCACACAAACUCCUACAUAAUGCCAUCAUACAAAAACAGGAGGAAAUAGUGAAAAUACUUGCUAAAAACAGUGGAGGGAUAAACUUACACAAUGACAAUGGUGACACGCCGCUGCUGGUGGCAGCAAGGUUGUCGCAGCCUACAAUCGCACGUAUAUUGCUUGAAUGUGGUGCAAAUGUUAACGCUUGUAAUAGUAUAACAGGAGCAAACGCAUUACACAUAGCUGCCGAGAGUACAGAAUAUACUAUAUACAACUUUAAGGAAUUUGAGGAAUUGCUGAUCUGCCUUCUAGAGUAUAGGAUAGACAUGAACUCUACUGCGUUGACUGGAGAUACAGCUUUAAACAGAGCCUUAUUACUACACAAUGAUGCCGCAGCAAUGUUGCUGAUUCGCUACGGCGCCGACGUCAACUCGUGCGAUCUCCACUCUUGCGGGCUGGACAACUUGUCUAUCGCAAGUCGCCGAAGCACGUGUAACCUAGCAAGCAUGCUACUCAAGGCCGGCCACUAUGUAGCAAUACCCGAACCCAACUCCCCCAUUCCUAAACCAGGCACAACAAUGAAUUGGCUCCACUACGUUUCAAAGCAACCACUCAGUCUAUCAGAUCUCUGUAGAAUAAAAAUUAGGUUUAUAGGCAGAAAUAUGAUUCUGUCUCGAUAUAUACAAUCAUUACCACUACCAAAGAGUUUAAAGAGAUAUCUAAUGAUGGAAGACGAAGAUUAUAUAUAAUUUGUGAUCUGUAGAAUUGAUAAACCAGGCUUGCAUUUUACUUUAUAUUAUUAUAAUGCAGUAAGUGAAAUAAGUAUUCUGUUAUCAAAUAUUUUAUUAGUAAAUGAUACAUAAAUAGUACAAAGGUGUACAGUGAAAAAUAUAAAAUAUUUUUUGAUUACAAAACCUAUGACAGACUAUCUAUAGACCUGACCACAAUGUAUUGAAAUAAUGUUUUGUUUAGUAAAAAAUUAUAGUGGUAUCUAAAUACCCCUACAACAAUGUAUAAUAAUAAAUCAUGUUAACAUCAUGAUAUACUUUGCAAUAUCUAGAAAAAGUUCAGCUGUAUAGACGAACAAUGCAAUAGUGAAAACUUCAAUAGUAGAAUUUAUAUAAUUUCUAUAAUGUGAUUAAUAUUUAAUAAAAAGUUUUGUUCUCACUUUCUACUAAAAAGUAAACAAACUUCAUAUAUAUUCUAACAUGUAUUUUACCUAUCCACACAUAUAGCACAACAUAAAAUAACAUUUAAUCACUUCCUCAUUCUUAAGAAAAAAUCAAUAUGUAAAGUUCACACAGCAGUGCACACAAUAAAUACUUAUUUAUAAACAACUUGAAGGUUCAUAUUCCAGUGUAACUAUUGUAAAUGCAAGGAACUAUGUAGUCAAACCUAUAUAAGAUGAUAUGAACAGUUAUUAUAUUAGGUAUACACUUGUCUACAAAUACAGGGUGAGUAAAA